This is a messenger RNA of Penicillium griseofulvum, 543 nucleotides long. RefSeq lists its product as uncharacterized. The coding region runs from base 1 to 543 and encodes 180 amino acids. Lineage: Eukaryota; Fungi; Ascomycota; Eurotiomycetes; Eurotiales; Aspergillaceae. The record is from RefSeq and is a predicted model, not a curated record. The transcript has 2 exons.
AUGUACGACUCAUAUCGUCCACACCCUCUCCUCGCCCAGGUCCCACUGACCGUCUCACCCUUCAUCAACCUCCCUACCUCCGUCACAUUACCCUACACAUACAAAUCCGUUCCUUCAUCUCUACCCCCCUCAGUGACAGUCGAUCCAAACAGCCCUGAUAGUAAGGCCCGAUAUGUCAUAUCCCCAAGCGGUGAGCACGCAGCUCACCCUGACGAUGUCCUCGCCGCGUGCAAUUCCCUCGAACAACAUUUGAAUAAGGCCCGCAGCGACGCGGACCAAGCGAUCAGCGCUUGGAAAGAGUCAAUCAAACAACGCGAGUUAGCCGAAAAGAGACGUCUGGCUCCUGGGUGGCUUGAUCGCGAGGAGAAGCUCCUUCAACCUAGCCGAACCAGCAGUUCUCCUGAUGCACGGGACGAUGCCCAUGCAAGCCUAUUGGAUAGUUCUUCCCCUGAACAGGGCUCUUCGCAGUUGCCGACUAUGGUGCCGCAUAACGAUGGAGAGGAGUUGGAUAGAGCAUUCGGUGGUCUAGGUUUAAAACAAUGA